This is a messenger RNA of Ixodes scapularis (black-legged tick), 1113 nucleotides long. RefSeq lists its product as uncharacterized. The transcript has a single exon. The record is from RefSeq and is a predicted model, not a curated record. NCBI's taxonomy places the organism in Eukaryota, Metazoa, Arthropoda, Arachnida, Ixodida, Ixodidae. The coding region runs from base 1 to 1113 and encodes 370 amino acids.
AUGAAGUUUUGGAACAUAAUAGAAAGGGACGAAAGGCUUGUUGUUAUCCACAUCGUCGACGAUGAGGCCCCGUGGCUGAAGUACUCUGUCUGCGUAAAAGGAGACAUGAGCGUGACGCUACAUGUCAUGAAAACGGCGGUAAAAAAGUUAGAUGAAAAUCUGGUCGUUCCAGAAAUUGCUGACAGUAAGAAGGGUAUAGUGGAACUCCUCGAAGGCAUCGAGAAGUGGGACGGGGACCUGAUUUCCAACUCAGUCGAGGAAAUUUGCGAGGCUAUUUGCCUACUGCUGGAUCAGUUGUCCAUGUCCCACGCAGAAGACGGCGCCGGCUCCAUUAGAUUUCUGCGAGAGCAAGAAAGCUUGUUCCAAGCGAAAAAACAGCGCAGACGCUACUCUGCAGAUUUCAUGGUGUUCUGUUGCAUUCUUUUCACCAUAUCGCCCCAUGCGUACGCUUAUAUACGCAGCCAUGGACGCCUCACUUUGCCGCAUCCCAUGACGAUCAGACCGGUAUGCUCUUCUUAUGGCAUGAGCUUUCAACAAGAGCAUCAGAGCGAAGCAUUCCUCAGUUACAUGGCGAAAAGAAUUUCUGACCUCAAAGAUGACCAGCGCUUCGUCACCGUAAUGGUAGACGAAAUACACAUCAAACCUUACUUUGAAUACAAAGGGGGCCAUAUUACCGGAGCUGCGCUUAACUUAAAUGAAGCUGCAAACUGUGCGCUCGUUUUCAUGGUGCGCAGCCUGAAGUGCAAAUUCAAAGAAGUUGCGCACAUCGUGCCAGUGCACAGACUGGACGCGGAGUUCCCGCACAAGAUGCUGAAAGAUGUGAUUUGCGGGCUGGAAAAAAAUGGGUACUGCGUUGUGUGCGUCGUGAGUAACAACAACUCUGUGAACAGAAAAGCAAUGUCCCACUUCGAAUCGCCCGCUUCUAACAGAAUUGUGUAUCAACACCCAUCAAACCCUGCAAGGCCGUUGUUUUUUGUUAUAGACCCGGUACACAUACUAAAAUGCAUACAAAACAACUGGAUCAACCAGAAGAAUGACCAAGUUUGCUUCUACUUCCCUGAGAUGCAAACAAAUGCGGCACAGUCAGAGCGCAUGCAAACAGUGUCAUUUUAG